Molecule: messenger RNA, 1122 nt
Organism: Penicillium riverlandense
Lineage: Eukaryota; Fungi; Ascomycota; Eurotiomycetes; Eurotiales; Aspergillaceae
Exons: 2
Coding region: 1-1122 (373 amino acids)
Molecular function (GO): sarcosine oxidase activity; flavin adenine dinucleotide binding
Source: RefSeq, a predicted model, not a curated record
AUGGAUCAAUUUGACGUAGUAGUCAUCGGACUCGGUGUCCUCGGCAGCGCAGCAUCCUACCACGCUGCACUUAAGGGCGCUAAAGUUCUCGGCCUAGAACAAUUCGAACUGGGACAUGUCCACGGCGCGUCACACGAUACCUCACGCAUUGUGCGAACAUCAAAUCCCGCUCCUGAGUAUGUGGCCCUCGCAAAGUCCGCGUAUAAGGACUGGGCAGCAUUGGAAAAUGCCGCCGACCAGAAAUUGUUAAGUAUCACUGGAGGAGUUGUUUUCUUCCCUAAAGAUGACAAAAUCCCAACAAUGAGGGUGGGCGACUAUACGACGAGUUUGGACACGAACAAUGUUCCGUACGAACUUCUUGAUGCGCAGGAAGUGAAGAGAAGAUGGCCGCAGUUUGAUAUUGAAGAUAGUGUGGAGACAGUUUAUACGGCUGAUACGGGGAUUGCGCAUGCGAAUAAGACGGUUUCUGCGAUGCAACAUCUUGCUCGAUCACACGCGUAUAAUACCUCAGUCCUCGGGGGAGUCGUCAUCGAGACGUCUAAAGGGAAAUUCCGUGCACGCAAAGUGGUUCUCACUACGGACGCAUGGACAAAUAAGCUCCUUGCCCCCCUUGGUGUUCAUAUCCCUCUUUCCGUGAUGCAAGAGCAAGUGACAUACUUCAAGCCAACGAACCCCUUAGCCUUCGAAUCCGACAAUUUCCCUGUGUGGAUCUGGGGCGGCGAGACCGGUUUCUACGGAUUUCCAUGCUUCGGCGAACCGACUAUCAAGGCGGCCCGCGACACAUCGAACAAUUUCAUGACGCCCGAAGAGAGAACAUACGUGCAUUCACCGCAGCUGCUUCAGCAGCUAAAUUCGUUCAUGGAUAAGACUAUGCCUGAUAACGGACGUCAGACACUAAGGACGAUUACUUGUCAAUACUCCAUCACGCCGGAUCGACGGUUUGUCAUUAGUCCGCUAGAGAAGCAUAAGGAUGUUAUUGUUGGACUGGGUGCGGCCCAUGCUUUCAAGUUCGCACCGGCUUUUGGGAGGGUCCUUGCUGAGUUGGCCGUGGAUGGACAGACUGGGGAGGAUAUUUCCAAGUUUGAAAUUCCAAAGAGUGCUAGUAAUACUAGCAAGUUGUGA